Molecule: messenger RNA, 744 nt
Organism: Cetraspora pellucida
Lineage: Eukaryota; Fungi; Glomeromycota; Glomeromycetes; Diversisporales; Gigasporaceae
Source: the annotation of a GenBank genome assembly
AUGGAUACAAAAGUGAAAAGGAAUCCACGAGCCUGUGACUCCUGUCGCAAAGAUAAAAAGUGCUGCUUUGGAGGGGAAAACGGCGUGAGAUCGUGCUCCCGUUGCAGUUGCAAAAAUCCCCAUAAAAGAAAACUCUGUUCUUACGUACAAGAACUUGAUCCUUUGAGAGGUCAUUUUGAAGAUCAACCAGGAUUUGGAAAUCAUAAUGGUGAUAUUUCACAUCCUCAUGACAUUCUUGACGAAUCACCAACAGAAAAUAAUUUUCUAUGUUCGUCAAAUUGUUUUGUUGAUUUGAGUGAAUCAUCCGAUGAUAAUUACUUUGAAAACCUGAUCAACAUUCCCCAUAGUACAUUACAAACAUCUGAACAUUCUGGUUUUGAAAAUUUAAUCUUCGAUCACCCUAGCACUUCACAAACAUCUGAAUAUUAUAGUUUUGGGGAUCUGACUAACAGUCCCCAUAUCACUUCACAAACAAUCAUUCCUCAAGAUAUAGAUCAUAUGAAUAACGUAAUGCUAUAUGAGGAAUGUUUAAAACAAGGUUCCAAAAUGUUUAAUCACUUAACUCUAUUAGCUCUAUCAGGGCAUCGAAAUCUAACAUCGCCGAUAGUAAACGAAUGUCUUAAGAAUCUUCUUGUGACUUUACAAUCACAAUCCUCCCAACUAGAAGAAUUGUCUGGUCAGCAAUCUAUCGAUCUAGAAUCAUUGACAAUGGACCAAUUAUCUGGUGCGGUCCUAUUGUCUUAA